AUGGCUACAAAGCGGUCGCACGACAAGAUGAACGCGAAAGACGAGGAAGAUGAGCCCGUCGACCCCUCGGACGAGCUCAUGUUCUUGGCGCUGGGCGGAGGCAACGAAGUAGGAAGAUCAUGCCAUGUUGUCCAGUACAAAGGCAAGACGGUGAUGCUGGAUGCCGGCAUACACCCAUCAUACGAAGGCCUGGGCGCUCUCCCUUUCUACGACGAGUUUGACCUGAGUACGGUCGAUCUCCUUUUGAUUACACAUUUUCAUCAGGACCACUCGGCAUCACUGCCAUAUGUGCUCGCCAAAACGGACUUCAAUGGCAAGGUCUACAUGACCCAUCCGACCAAAGCCAUUUACAAAUGGACAACACAAGAUGCCGUCCGCGUCCACAAUACGCACACUCCUGCUUCGUCCACCUCUGGAACGGACGGCUAUGUCAGUCAGCUUUACACCGAGCAAGAUAUUCUGUCAACUCUGCCCAUGAUCCAGACCAUCAGCUUCAACACAACCCAUUCACACAACGGCAUUCGCUUCACACCAUAUCCUGCCGGUCAUGUGCUCGGCGCAUGCAUGUACCAUAUCGAGAUCGCGGGUCUCAACAUCCUGUUCACUGGAGACUACAGCCGCGAGACUGAUCGCCAUCUCAUCCCUGCCACAAUCCCCAGGAACGUCAGGAUAGACUGCCUUAUCACGGAAUCAACGUUCGGAAUUAGUACCCGAGAGCCCAGGCAGGAACGCGAGAAUCAGCUUAUGAAGUCGGUCACAAACAUCCUGAACCGUGGUGGCAGAGUACUCAUGCCAACCACUGCUGUGGGAAACACACAAGAGCUUCUCCUGAUCCUCGAAGACUAUUGGCAACGCCACGAAGAGUAUCGACGGUUCCCAAUUUACUACGCUUCCGGUCUCGCCAGGAAGGUAAUGGUAGUGUAUCAGACAUACGUUGACAACAUGAACGAUCGGAUCAAGGCAAAGUUUCAAGCAAGCGCAGCAGCUGCUGGAGGUGGCGGCACCGCCGGACCAUGGGACUUUCAAUUCGUACGAGCGCUGAAAGGCGUCGAUAGGUUCGAGGAUGUUGGAGGUAGCGUCGUGCUAGCCAGCCCCGGUAUGUUGCAGAAUGGACCGAGUCGAGCGUUGCUCGAGCGUUGGGCGCCGGAUCCGAAGAAUGGUGUUGUGAUCACUGGCUACAGUGUGGAAGGUACCAUGGCGAAGCAAAUCAUGCUUGAGCCGGACAGUAUUGCAGCAGUCACCAACCGGACUGCAAACAUGUCGUUGGGUAAGCGAGCAGGAGCUGAAGAACAGCAGAUGAUCCCGAGACGAUGCACCGUGCAAGAGUUCAACUUCGCCGUGCAUGUCGACGGACAGGAAAACAGAGACUUCAUCGAGGAGACUGGAGCGCCAGUAGUGAUCCUCGUUCACGGCGAGAAACAUAACAUGGGGCGUUUGAAGAGCAGGCUGCUCAGUCUGAAGAAAAUGAAGGUCUACUCGCCAGCCAACUGCGAAGAAGUUCGCAUUCCCUUCCGCCAGGACAAGAUUGCAAGAGUGGUGGGACGACUGGCUAGUCAAAUCCAGCCGCCAACCCUACCGCCAAGCCCCCCAGACUCUAACGAGGACGAGGAAGGAGGAAGCGACAGCAAGAGGACGAAGGCAGAAGAAUCGCAAGACCAAGGUCAGAUUGUGAGCGGCGUGCUUGUGCAGAAUGACUUCAAGCUGUCCCUCAUGGCGGCAGAAGACCUCAAGGAGUACGCUGGCUUGACCACGACCACUCUCGUCUGCCGGCAACGCAUCAAUCUCGCCUCCGCAAGUGUGGACUUGAUAAAAUGGGCGUUGGAAGGCACGUUUGGCACUAUCGGCAUCACUACACCUGAGAAUGCCAACGGCACCUCUAGCACAGAAGCAGCCGAUGAGGAGAUCCCUCGGAACGAUAUCACUCGACUCGACAUCAUGGGCGGCGCAGUACACAUCAACUAUAAACCCGGUGGCGAGCUCGAGCUCGAAUGGGAGGGCAAUGCAACGAACGAUAGCAUAGCCGAUGCCGUCAUGGCCGUGCUCCUCACCGUCGAGACGUCUCCCGCUGCCGUCAAGCAAAGCAGCCAGUUGCAUGACCACAGCCAUCACGAUGAGAAGUCCAAUGGCAUACAGAAGAAGAACCCACACGCCAACCUAACACUCGAGGAGAAACUGAACAGGCUCUUCAUGUUCCUGGAAGCACAGUUCGGCGAGGAGGCCAUAACACCUAUCGAGAAGCCAAAGCUAGCGGAAUCUGCUACGACCAACGGCGAAACUGCAGAGGCCGAGAUGGAUGAGAUCGCGAAAGAGAAGCAGGAAGCUCAAGAGGUGGCGAGGUUACAUGCGGCUGGCGUUCCUGUUCCGGGACUGGAGAUCAGAGUUGACCAGCAUCGCGCGAAGGUGUGGUUGGAGAAGCUUGAGGUCGAGUGUGCUAAUAGUGCGCUGAAGGCGAGGAUCAAGGCGGUGGUGGAGAGGGCUGUGGAGGUUGUUGCACCGGUUUGGCAGUGA
This is a messenger RNA of Fulvia fulva, 2508 nucleotides long. RefSeq names its product Endoribonuclease ysh1. Gene Ontology annotation, biological process: mRNA 3'-end processing by stem-loop binding and cleavage. Bases 1 to 2508 code for a protein of 835 amino acids. Gene Ontology annotation, molecular function: RNA binding; RNA endonuclease activity; 5'-3' exonuclease activity. Lineage: Eukaryota; Fungi; Ascomycota; Dothideomycetes; Mycosphaerellales; Mycosphaerellaceae. Gene Ontology annotation, cellular component: mRNA cleavage and polyadenylation specificity factor complex. The transcript has 2 exons. The record is from RefSeq and is a predicted model, not a curated record.